This is a messenger RNA of Paramuricea clavata, 573 nucleotides long. The record is from the annotation of a GenBank genome assembly. Lineage: Eukaryota; Metazoa; Cnidaria; Anthozoa; Malacalcyonacea; Plexauridae.
CGUGGAGAACCUUCCCUCAGCGUGAGGAACCUUGUCCUCUGCGUGAAAAAGCUUGUUCUCAGCGUGAGGAACCUUGUCCUCGGCGUGAAUAACUUUGUCCUCAGUGUGAGGAACCUUGUCCUGAGCGUGAAGAACCUUGUCCUCCACGUGAAGAACCUUGUCCUCACCGUGAGGAACCUUGGUCUCAGCGUGAGGAACCUUGACCUCAGCGUGAGGAACCUUGGUCUUAGCGUGAGGAACCUUGUCCUAAGCGUGAAGAACCUUGUCCUCAGCGUGAAGGACCUUGUCCUCAGGGUGAGGAACCUUGUCCUCAGCGUGAGGAACCUUGUCCUCAGCGUGAGGAAACUUGUUCUCAGCGUGAAGAACCUUGUCCCGAGCGUGAGGAACCUUGUCCCCAGCGUGAAGAACCUUGUCCUCAGCGUGAGGAACCUUGUUCUUAGCGUGAGGAACCUUGUCCUAAGCGUGAAGAACCUUGUCCUCAGCGUGAAGAACCUUGUCCUCAGGGUGAGGAACCUUGUCCUCAGCGUGAGGAACCUUGUCCUCAGCGUGAGGAAACUUGUUCUCAGCGUGUAG